AAAUCACAUGUCCCCGUCCUGAAACUGUACUCUUCUUACACGAGUUUUCUUUAUACAGGGCAGAACAAGGAAAGAUAGCUGACUUGAUAAAAUCACAUGUCCCCGUCCUGAAACUGUACUCUUCUUACAUGAGUGAUUUCAAGAGUAUGGUUGACAUUUUAGAAGAAAGUAAAACGAAGUAUCCUGUGUUCCAACAUUUGGUGCGGGACUUUGAGGCACUUCCUCGGUGUAAGGGUUUGUCGUUAAACCACUUCAUGUUAAGACCAAUUCAAAGGAUUCCACAGUACAGACUAUUUCUUGAGCGAUACCUGAAAUAUCUCCCUCAAGAAACCGCCGAGUUCCAGGAUGCGAGUAAAGCUUUGGACAUCAUAACGCAGGUUAAUGAACAAUCCAAUGAAUGCUUGAGACGUGGGGAUAAUUUUUCCAAGUUGCUUUCCAUCCAAAAUAGUAUUUUUGGAAAUUUUGAAAUUGUCAAACCAGGAAGGGUUUUUCUUAAAGAGGGUGAAUUAAUGAAACUUUCGAGAAAAGAAUUGCAGCCCCGAUGGUUUAUUUUGUUUAAUGACUGCUUACUGUGCACAACACCUGUCCAGAGGAAUCUCCUCAUAGUUCAUCAUGAACUUCCUCUGACUGGUAUGAAAGUAUCCAUCCCUCAACAACAAGAAUAUCAGAAUGAGUUCAGUAUCAUCAGUGUACAACGCUCAUACACAGUGGCUGCAAGGUAGUUUAGACAUCUAGCAAGUGAUAAAUAUA
Limulus polyphemus (Atlantic horseshoe crab) is the source of this 750-nucleotide messenger RNA. RefSeq names its product FYVE, RhoGEF and PH domain-containing protein 6-like. The transcript has 5 exons. The record is from RefSeq and is a predicted model, not a curated record. Gene Ontology annotation, cellular component: cytoplasm. Gene Ontology annotation, molecular function: guanyl-nucleotide exchange factor activity. The coding region runs from base 129 to 722 and encodes 197 amino acids. Lineage: Eukaryota; Metazoa; Arthropoda; Merostomata; Xiphosura; Limulidae.